This is a messenger RNA of Schistosoma spindalis, 1767 nucleotides long. The record is from the annotation of a GenBank genome assembly. NCBI's taxonomy places the organism in Eukaryota, Metazoa, Platyhelminthes, Trematoda, Strigeidida, Schistosomatidae.
AUGAUUCAACUAGUAGUGAUUAGACAGUACGAUAAAACUCAUUCAUCAUUUAUUGUUCCAUAUGAAAAUCAUAUCAAGAAUGAAACAUUUUUCAACAUGACAUUCGAUACUAAAUCUAUACCAGUUUCAAUUCUACGUAAUUCUAUUCAACAUUGGUUUACACCUAUUAUGGAUAAUUAUCAUAAUGAAAUUAUUACCACUUCUACAAAUACUACUAAUACUACUAAUAAUAUUAAACAAUAUUGGACAAAUCAAACAGCACCACCACCACCACAACAACAACAGCAACAAUUAACUACACAUAAUAUUAAUCAAUCAUUCAUAUCACCUAUUCAUUUUACAACACAUAAAUUAAUAUCUAAAUUACCUAAAUUAACAAAUUUUAAUUUACAAUCAAAUAAUGAUACAAUUUAUUUUAAUGAAAAAUAUUUCAAUUCUGAUAUAAUUAAUUCUAAUAUACAAUUACGUAAUUCUUCAAAUUAUACUAUGAAUUAUCAAUGUACACCAAUUGAUUACAAUACAUGGUCGAGUUCAGUAUUUAAUAAUAAUAAUAAUAAUAAUAAUAAUAAUAAUAAUACUAAUACCAAUACUACUAAUAGUAAUAAUAGUAGUAAUAUUAAUGAUAAUGAUUAUGAUAAUAAUAGUUAUCUCAAUACAAAUCCAUUGAAAUCUCUUCAUAAUGAUAUGAAACAUAAUCAUAAUAUUAUAUUACCAUUCAAUACAAACUUGAUACAGUCAAAUAUUUUAAUGAAUAAUAAUAGAAAUUAUGAAAAUUCUAAUGAAUUCUUAUAUGAUUUAGAUAAUGAAUCAUCAAAUUGUUCAAGUAUUUCAUUAAAUAGUAAUGAUACUACUACUACUACUAAUACUAAUACUAAUACUAAUACUAUACAUGAUAGAAUAAGAUCAUUAUCUUCAAUAAGAUCAAAUAAUAAAUUAUUAUAUCGAUCAAAUCGUAUUAAAAUUAUGAAUAUAAGAAAAACUGGACGUUUCAAGAAUCAUAAUUUACAUGCAUUUCAAAGACAAGCAGCUAAUAUGCGUGAACGUAGACGAAUGCAAUCAAUUAAUAAAGCAUUUGAAGGUUUAAGAUCACAUAUACCAACAUUACCCUAUGAGAAACGUUUAUCUAAAGUAGAUACACUUAGAUUAGCAAUUGGUUAUAUACAUUUCUUACAAGAAAUUAUUCAAGCACAUUCAAAAGAUGAAAUAACAUGGAAAGAGAUCAAUACAAAUUCUGAUACAAAUUCAAAUCAUAAUGAUUAUGAUAAUGAUGAAGAAGAUGAUAUUAAUUAUAAUGAAGAUAUUACAAUCGAUAAUGAUCAAAAUAAUAUUUUAAUUAAAAAAAAUUUAUUUCAUUCUACAUCAUUUACAAAAAUAUCAUCUACAUAUCCUGGUCAUUCUAAACAUGAUCGAUUACAAUCUCAUUGUUCAUUUACAAUGAAUAAACUUAAUUCAAAUUAUAAUUUAGAAGAUGAAAAUAAAAUGAAUAGAGAAAGAAAGAUUAUUUUAAAUUUACCUAAAAAAUUAUUUGAAAUGAUGAUGGGACGAAGGGAUGAUACAAGAAUUUUUGAAGAUCAUUCUCAUAUUAAUGAUAAAGCAAAAACAAUUAAUGAACCCUAUUACCAGUCCGAACAAAUUCUUCUUGGACAUAGUUUAAGUUGGCAUCGUGAUAAUCCACCAUGGAGUCGAAACAGUUCAUCAAAUUCUACUAAUAUUUUGGUCGCUAAAUUAUGGAUUCCAGAAAAGCUUGAAUGUAUAAGAGCAAUUUAA